CUCGAAGGCAGGUCGAAGGCUGACGAACAACCGACAUUCAACACCAACGAACGCAACAUCACCAACGUUUUCUCCCACAGCAAACCAAGCAGACCAAAACCAGAACCACAGUCAAAAUGUGAGAUACCAGCUCCUCGAUUAUCUGCUCGGCAGAGAUGCAGUGAGCUAAUAUGGAGUGCGAUUGACAGGGAGGUACUACUGGGUAUCACGGGCAAGGACUUCACCAUCAUUGCAGCUUCCAAAGCUGCCAUGCGCGGUGCAACGGUCCUGAAGACUGCCGACGACAAGACGAGAUCCCUGAACAAGCACACACUGAUCGCAUACUCUGGAGAGUCUGGUGAUACCGUGCAAUUCGCCGACUACAUCCAAGCAAACUCCCAGCUCUACUCGAUGCGCAAUGAGACAGACCUGUCCCCCUCUGGCCUCGCCAACUUCGUUCGUGGCGAGCUUGCCUCGAGCUUGCGGUCGCGGAAGCCGUACAACGUCAACCUGCUCCUCGGCGGCGUCGACCCCAUCACACAGAAACCCGCGCUGUACUGGCUGGACUACCUUGCGUCAUUGGCGCCCCUCCCAUACGCCGCCCACGGCUACGCACAAUACUACUGCCUGUCAAUCCUCGAUAAACACCACCACCCCGAUAUCACGCUAGGCCAGGGCAUCAAGAUCCUCAACCUGUGCACGGAUGAGCUCAAGAGACGGUUACCCAUCGACUUCAAGGGCAUGACGGUCAAGGCUGUGACCAAGGACGGAAUCGUGGACAUAGAGUUCGAUGACGACAAGGUGGUGAAGGCUGCUUGA
Messenger RNA from Colletotrichum tamarilloi, 798 nucleotides. RefSeq names its product proteasome subunit beta type-2. The annotation marks the transcript as partial. The record is from RefSeq and is a predicted model, not a curated record. Gene Ontology annotation, biological process: proteasomal protein catabolic process. NCBI's taxonomy places the organism in Eukaryota, Fungi, Ascomycota, Sordariomycetes, Glomerellales, Glomerellaceae. Gene Ontology annotation, cellular component: cytosol; nucleus; proteasome core complex, beta-subunit complex. The transcript is spliced from 3 exons.